UUUGAUGGGAACCAAUAAGCAAUAGCUAAUUCCUUUGUCCUAAAAUUCGUCAUUCGUUUGACAACAAAAAACUAAAAUCCCGCGUGUCGUCGAUCACGCCGUUUUCGCGAGAAUUAAUACCUUAGAAUUUAAGGGAAACCCCAAGAGACUGAAAUGUUAAAACGCGUGUGUAUUAAGUGAAAAAAAUCGGAAAUUACAAUAAUCGAGCUAGACGCUUUCAGUUCGCCGGAUGUUCUUCAAAUGAGCGGAAUAGCUGGCAUCGUGGUUCGAUAUCUUCAAUGAAGCCACAAUGCACACCGGGACGAGUAUAUUGUGCGGCGCAGUAGUACAUCGUGUCGGUCACUGAGAAUUCCUUGUCGUUAGCUGAUUAAGCUUCACAAUAAUGCUGCAGUUAUAGCACAAUUCAGAGAGAAAUAUUUAGAACAAAAAAGAAGGAUGCCAGCAGCUGGUGCAGCCGUGCCGGCUGUCGCUGAGGGAGCCGGUCAGCCGCAGGAGGACCCAGAAUUACCGGAACAACGUCCUCGUGAGGGUGGACGGUCCAGCUUCAUGAGACCUCUGGUGGUGUUAGCCUUACCCGGGAUGUAUCUCUUCUACAAGUACAACCAGUACAGGCAGGAGCAACGCGAGUUGUCCCGUAGAAGAGUAACCGAAAGAGAACUUCAACAUCUUCACCAUAAAAUCGACAAAUUGCUCACAAAACUAGAAGAAAACGAACCAGAGUUGGCAUCUUCACAGGAAGAUGAGUGCGUCAUAUGCGUGAAUGCGAGGGCAACGAUGCAGACCGCGCCAUGUGGGCAUCGAGUGGUUUGCAGACGCUGCUUCGUCAAAACGAUACAAAUGGCAGUGUCGCAGAGGCUUUUGCCGCUGAGAUGCGUUAUAUGCAGAGCGAAAAUCCUACGAUUGAAGCAGACUUAUAUUCCUCCGCGUGAUUAUUUGCCGGGUAAAUCUUGGAUAUUCCCUCAAAGCUCGUCAGAGUAUAACAUGGGCACAGGAGCCGGUAUGUCUAGAUCUGCUAGCAGGUGGGGGACCGGAACUACCAGAAGUGUACCAGCCUCUGCCUCUUUAUACUCGAUGGCCAGCGGUUCGUCAUCAGUUUCUGGAGUGUCUUCCGUUUCUUCGGCAACUUCCUCGACCGCGCAUAGCAUCUCUCUCGGCAAACCGACGAGGGCGACGAGGAUACGACAACCCACAGGCGCCACUCUCAGACGUUCUCAGACGCAAUCGAUGAAAAUGCGAAUUCAAUCGUACCAAGAUCCUAUUCAACAAAUCCCCGAAGAGGAGGAAAAUUUGCGGGAAAAUCGGGAACGCCGAUUACCCCCCAUCCGUGAAUUCCAGAGGGAUUAUCGUGCUGGUAAAGCCUCCACUAGAAUCAGAUGUGCUCACAAGAUUGUGACACAGAUGGAUAUACCGCCGAGCUCAAGAAGCAUAUCCGCUAUUACAUCGUCGGCAUCGUCGGCAUCGUCGUGCAACCGCAUCGUGUCUAAACGAUCAACGACAGUACCGAAGGUGUCGGUGGUCCAAGAGGUGCAGAAGUCAAAGAAAGAAAAGGAACAGGAGAAGGAACGCGAAAAAGCGGAGAAGGCCCGUCAGAAGGAAGAAGAGAAGGCCGAGAAAACUAGACAGAAGGAAGCUAAGAAGCUGGCGAAGGAAGAGAAGAAGAGAGCGAAGAAAGAAACAAAAGCACGGCGGAAGGAAGCCGAGGAAGUUCCUCUUUUGACGGACUAAAAAGGAUCGAUGCGUACAGGAUGAGUUACUGACAUUUGUAUGAUUGCGAAGACAAAUGGAAUACCAAAAAGGAUAUCGUUCGGUUAUCUUUCGAAAAUUCCAGCAGCCAGUAUCGACUGGUAAAUGCAUACGGCCUAGCGCGAAAACCAUUCUCUAAGAAGCGAAUAAUAAUUAACGCGAUUGUACAUAUUCUGUUUGUUAAUAAGUUCAAUAUAUGUAUGGUUCGUUCAUACUUUGAAAAAUUAUAACAGCUAAUGCUAAUUGAACGGUCUGUAACUCGUCCUGAUUUCCUCGUCAUCUUACAGAUAAGUUCGCGAGAAAGGCGGCGAUAGGAAGUAAUAUAUAUAAAAAAAGAAACUCUAGAAGCGGCCAAAUUUAGUAACCCGUCAUAUCGAGUUAUCGCGGACUAAUUUUUUAUUAUCGAUAAGAAAACUCGAGAGUAUAGUGUUACAAUCUAGAAUUCAGGCGAAUUAUUUCAAUGUUAUAUACUUACUACUAAUUUUUAUUUAUUCCAAAAUUAUUAUUUGCAACUUAUUUGAGUCAUCCUGCCAAAAUCUGCCAUAAUAGUUUUAUUUAGUCCGAAGUGAUAACCCCUUAGAUUAAAUAAAGAUGCGCAAAUGUGUUCUCUUUUAAUUAUAUAAAUAAUGAAUGUAAAGGUUAGGUAUACUCAAUCCAUAGUCGACUCACUUGUCGAUAACUAUUUUCACCGCAGCGUUUAAUCGUCGAUCAUUAAAUUGGAAUAAUCGAUAAUCCUAUUCCUCUAGUCAAUUUAACCUAGUCAUCACGAAAUAAAGAAAAAAACAUUCGUUUGUCGAUUCUUUUACUCUCAUCGCAAUUCCUCAUCGUCUUAUCUCAACAGUAAAGGAUCAUUCGGGGUAAAAUGCUUACAAAAUACAAACGCGGAAUUUUUCUAUUUUAUACAUAUAUGUACUUAGUA
This is a messenger RNA of Trachymyrmex cornetzi, 2662 nucleotides long. Its product is annotated as protein split ends. The transcript is spliced from 10 exons. NCBI's taxonomy places the organism in Eukaryota, Metazoa, Arthropoda, Insecta, Hymenoptera, Formicidae. The record is from RefSeq and is a predicted model, not a curated record. Bases 436 to 1725 code for a protein of 429 amino acids.